This is a messenger RNA of Exophiala spinifera, 2163 nucleotides long. RefSeq lists its product as uncharacterized. The transcript is spliced from 2 exons. Lineage: Eukaryota; Fungi; Ascomycota; Eurotiomycetes; Chaetothyriales; Herpotrichiellaceae. The coding region runs from base 1 to 2163 and encodes 720 amino acids. The record is from RefSeq and is a predicted model, not a curated record.
AUGCCCAGAAAGAAAGCAAAGGCGAGUGCGCAGGAGCCUCCAAAGAGCGAGGCCGCGCAGGAUCCAGCAGCGUUUCCGACAUUCUUGAUCUGUCGCAACAAACACUGGAGACAUAUCUCAUCCUACCACGGACCCUGGCUCAACGCUCCCCUAGACGAACUCGAACGGUGCGCAUACGUCAACUACAACGCUGUGCGGCCGCGGCCUAUCGUUCCCUCUGUCUUCUUCGACGUCCUCAAGAUUCGGAGGUUCAUCGACGAUGCAACAACACUCUCCGUGCGCGCUGCCAAUGGCACUGCCGCUUCUUCCCUCCUUGUCUCCAGCAGCAGAGGAGCAGACGCAGAAGCUCUCGGCCUGGGACCAACAAGGGUUGGAAACGCAAAAUUGAGUCGAGAACGCAGACAUCGUAUGCGAGAACAUGCCACACAGAAAUUGGCCCAAGCCUACCGCCUGGACGAGAUUGCUUCCAGCGUUGCUGUGAUGCAGGGAGCUUCAGCGCUCGAGGAUGUGGCAAAACACGUCUUACAGAGGAACGAGGAUGACCCUGACGCACAAUAUGUCCACUUUUUCCACGAGAAGAUCCCAUCCAUGGCAUUCGUAGAGCACACAAGCCUCGCGCCGUUGGACGACAUCCUACGCCAUCUGCCAACGGAGGCGUCAACGUACAGAACUAGGGCUGUAGCCCAAUUGUUCAUGAACCACUCCGAGAGUGCCAUAAGGGAUUGUACAGAUGGGUUGUCAGUCCUCCGGCUAUACCAUUCGCAUCGCCUGGAAAAGCAACGGGAAUCGGCUCCGGGCGAAGACACCGCAAAGCCUGGUCGAGGUCCUGGGUCGUGUGAUCGGCUGGAGGAGGAGGAUCAGCCUAGCAGUCUGGAACUUCAGCUCCUCUUCCUUCGUGGCUACGCUAGUCUGACACUGGCCUGUGACAACGCCAUGUGGGCUUUCUACGAUGGUGACGAGGACGACGAGGAGGCUUUCAGGAAGGACGCAAAGGCUGCAGCCGAAGCGGAGCAACAAGCAGUCGACAUCCGCGAGGAGGCACGGAAACUCGUUCGUCCACAUGCUAAGAUGGCGUUGCGAGACUACAUGUCUUUCCUGUCGCACCUGGAUUAUACACCUGGGCUCACACCCUCCGACUUCGAUGCCUUUGUCGAGGGACUAGAAGCUGCGGACAUCGGUGACACUCGGCAGGCUCGCAGAAAAAAGAUACUCGAAGCAUGCGCUCGGUAUGGCAGCGGUGUCUUUGGUGGCCCCGGAAGACCUCACAAAGAUCGGCAGAAGGACUGGUCCCUUCCCAAACUCCCUCAGCCGCCAGUUUAUACGCUGAACACACUCUUCACCGCGGUCCCUCCGGCAGGUGUGCCGUCAUUUCCACCCGAAGCAAGUAAAGAGCACGGAGAUGACGAUCCCUCGACGCCCAACUUCACGGAAGUCGUCACUUAUCAUCCUCUGCUCUCAGAUGUGCUUCACUCCCUUUUACUCUGUCACUGCCUGCUCCAGACGUCGGCCAAGGAGCUUGCCCGUCAUGCUUAUAUGGUAGCACGAAUAACGAGGAUCUCUGACGGAUACCCCCUGUUCCUAAGUGCUCGAUCUCCGGCCAGAGCUGACUGGGCCGAGAUUCUCCGCCAGUCGAAGGAUUGGCUCCGACUGAGUGAUACUUGGGACAAUCUAUGUACUCCUGUGACGGCUACUGGUCCCCAUCCGUCUGCGGGAUCGACUGGAAACAACUCUUUCCCGAAAGGUCCAAACCCACAAGCACCCAAGGACUUCGGGCGUAAAGACGUAGCAGCAAUGGAAAUAGAACAAGUCUUGAGCGUGGAGAACGCUGACGACAAACCGGUGGCUCAUGGCUAUGAGGAUGUGCAGGAGGAAGAAUGUGGCGGUGGAAAAGCUGCCGGUAACAAUGCCACCAACGAACCAGGUGCCGAUGAUGGACAAGUAGGGUGGCAAAUACCGCGUCAGGAAGAAGGGAAGGAAAAUCCCUUCAUACCUGUCCGAGCCGAAACUAUCGUGCGAUGGAUACUGAACGCCCCCCCGCCGCGUGCCUCAGACGGGGGCACACGCCCAAAAAAGAAAUCGGGGGCGAAACGAAAGCCGAAGAAGAAGAAGAACGCGGGUCCGGGUCUCGAAGGGUGCAUGGGCAGUCUUGAACUGGUCAAUUGA